Messenger RNA from Dermacentor silvarum, 3408 nucleotides. RefSeq names its product mucin-17-like. NCBI's taxonomy places the organism in Eukaryota, Metazoa, Arthropoda, Arachnida, Ixodida, Ixodidae. The coding region runs from base 163 to 3408 and encodes 1081 amino acids. The transcript is spliced from 4 exons. The record is from RefSeq and is a predicted model, not a curated record.
UGUCAACAAGGCUUAGCUCUGUGUUUUAUCGUGCCCGGGCGUUGUCGAUGUGCGUCGUUAAUUUGCGACCCUUCUUGCUGUUCGCUACUGCGUCUUUGGUCGAUUUUCUUGUCGGGAACAUCAUCGUGAAACCUGACUCAAGCAGAUCUGCUCACGGUAUCCAUGGGUGAACCUUCGAGCAUCAUUGAGAAUUUGGUGUUGGCCUGUGACGUUCCACCCGCAUCGCAUGAGCUGACCGUUGUAACAGAACCGGAUGGCCCUGCUGACAGCCUACUGACUCAAGAGGUUCAAUUGGCAAUGCCAAAGCCAGAAGAAACAUCUAAACCAAAGAAAACGCAACGAGUGUCAAGAGUGAUGACUAUCUUGACCACACCUUCACCCACAGAAAAGCUCGGGGAAAGGAGUGCUCCACCAAUCUCAAAAGUGAACUCAAACUUUCCAAAAGGAAGGAUUGUGACCCCUGUUGCAGCUGCGCCAGACAGCGGUGGAGGUAGUGUCUCCGAGGCAUUACCAAAGAGCUUUCCGCAUGUGGUUCCUGUAAAACUAUGGCAUAACCCAGCGCCAAUGAUUCGUGUGAAUAAGCCUAGUACAUUGCAACACCCACUGGGUCAGUUGGAGGCAAACUUAGGCAGGCCAUCCACACUGCUUGUGAAUAACGAAAGUGGCAUGCACUCCACUGCUGGCAGUAAUGAUAACACUAUUCUAGUUGUCAAGAAGAUGCAGAACGGCAGGACUGUCAUAACAGCACAACCGGCAAAAUCCGGCAGCAAGGAGCCAAGCUGUGGCAGCAUGUCCCAGCAAUGUUCGCCCUGUCACGUAGGUGGAGCCUUGAGUAAAGUGACAGCAAGCACCAUCAAGCUGACAACACCUGUAAAUAAUUUUGUGAAGGUCACUGCAAAUGCUCCAAAAAUGGUGGUCACAGAGUCACACCUGUUCGCUGCAGCUAUCCCAACUGUAAAGUCACAAGGGUGCUCAAGAGAGAGCAGCAGUCAGACAACCGGGAAAGUGGCUAAAUGCUCGACGUCAGUACAAAGCUGGCAUUCUCCUGCAGUCCGCAUAACACCGAUACAAGGCUCCACUACGGGCAAGACAGUUGUUGUGAUUCCACCUCAAGGAACAACGAUGCCCAUCAGUCCUGCUAUGAGCAGUAGCGAUGUUUCACCCACUGCCUCUAGCAAGCCAGUGGAUGAGGGGAGGCCUGCAGGGAAGCAGAAAAGAGUUGCUGCAGGGGUGCAGGAUGUAAACGAAACAACACAGACCAUUGAGUUUGCAUCUGGACAGCAGCAAGACGAGGAUGGCUGCGGCAUUAAGAUUUCAGACGUCAUCAGCUUGGCUGGAAAAGAAGGUCUGACUUUUCCUGAACUAGCAGUCCCACAAGAGACUGGAGAAAAUGAAUCACUUGAUGCCAGUAGUACAAAGAGUGGUGGUGAGACCUACAAGAAGCCUGAUACAAAUGGAGAUGAGGAAACCAACUCAAAACUUGAAAUGCCUCCACUCCCAUCUUGCAUGCUUAGUGUGGGGGCAAAUGGGUCAGAUGGGGAUGUUAUCGAGCUGUGUUCAUUUCAAGCAAAGACAGGAAAUUCUGUUAUUGGAUCAAAAAUUGUGUUCAAACCUGCACCUCAAGGCAACGCAAGCAGAAGCACUUGUCCAAGUUCUAAGGUAGAUAUGCUGAACAAGCUGAAGGAGGCCAUCAAGGCACUUGAAGAGCCUACGCUUCAGGAUUGCAACUUGUUUACUGAGAAAGAAAAGGGCUGGUUGGCAUCUCUAUUACAUCGGUUCGAAAAGGAUGCCCGGGUUUCAGAAGCAAGCAAGAGAGACCCUGAACAAUGUUCAAGUGGUCCGAAUGUGGUGGUUGAUAAAAUAAAAACAGAGCCUGGAGUUUCAACUGACACCUUGCCUAUAAAACCAUACCAGAGGGACCCUGAACAAGGUUCAAGUGGCCUGAACGUGGCGGAUGUCGGCAAGCUUCAAGGAAAGUCACUGGACACAAACGUUAAAAUAAAAAGAGAGCCUGGAAUUUCACCCGACACCUUGCCUCGAAAAGCAUACCAAGGGGUCCCUCAACAAGUUUCGAGCAAUUUCAACACAGCAGAUGCAGAAAAAGUUCACCUCAAAUCAUCACAUGAUCAGAGCAGAGGAGUUAACACAAAAACAAAACCUGAAUCUCUGCACCACUCAGUGCCCAGUGCCAAGAAUGAGGAUGCAACUGUGCAAAAAGAGAGUAUCGCUCAUAAACCUCUCCGUCGUAUCGUCAUCACUUCAGAUGAGCUUCCAUCGCUCAGCUCUGAUGAAGUGAAAAAUGGACUUGAGGCAUUCCUCGUUAAGAACAACAUAUCCAACAAUUUUUCCAAAGAUGAAAUUAUUAACCUGCACUGGGAUGGAAAAGAUGUGAGCACAUUUCACUUUCGAAAUGUAGAUAGUGAGGAGCUGCAGCAGCCACCUAUAGGGAUCGUAAAGACGAACAGGCCUUCUAUUCUCAGGCCUGUGAAGGUGCCUCAACCUGCAGGGGGCAUCAGCACUGAACCUUUUACGACUGCCACGGAGACGAGCAGCAAGGAAACAGUUUCCGAACCUGUGCUUUCUCAGGCUGAGAAAGUUGUGGAAGAGUUGAUUGUUCCCAUCGAUGGGUCUGCAGUGCCAGCCGGCUUUAAGGCAGUCAAGCUCAACUGCCGCACGGAUACUGGAAAGGUGGCUGAUCUUGCACCUCCAAUAGCAUCAAAGCCCGAGUCCUCUGCUGAAGCUGACGAUGCAGAAAGGAUAUUUGAGCCAGAAUGCCUGCUUGAGGUGUACAACAAUACAUUGGAACUUGCACCAUUACAGAGAGGAGGAAUGAAUGAUGACAGUUUGUCUGACACAUCCAGCACGAGCAGCUCAGAUGCUAGUGGUGACUAUGUUCCGCCAGUUGUAAAUAAAAAAAAGGAGCAGCCGCCAGCACCAAAGCGUUCGCCCCCCAAAAAAUCGACAUUAUUAAGGGAAUACAGAACGCGCAGGCGAAAGAGGCAGUGCAGAAAACAAGACCCCCAGGUGGUAGCCCCAAGUGCCAAGCGCAAUGCAAGCAACAAGAAUGAUAAUGUAAAUGUGGCCAUGAUGUCGUCAAAAAACUGCAUUGACAGACCAUGUGUUGUGAGCAUGUAUCACCUGAAUGACCAAGUGCUUGCGAACGGCUUUGUGAACCUGACCACUGUCAAGCACGAGGAUCUCUUUCUGUUGGCAUCCAGCCCGGUGGUGAGGUUAUCACCAGACAAGCUGGUCUCAGUGGUUGAACUGAAGCCCCGAGCGUCGGACACUUUGCAGCAGAGUGCAGAGGUGUCUAGCAUUACAGAUACAGACAAUUUGGAGCGGUUGCUUAAGGAACAGCAAAACGAACUGGUACAGCUGCGCAAGAAAUACAAGAAGCUAAGCCCUUAG